Myotis brandtii (Brandt's bat) is the source of this 402-nucleotide messenger RNA. Its product is annotated as proline-rich protein 23C-like. The record is from RefSeq and is a predicted model, not a curated record. The transcript is spliced from 2 exons. The annotation marks the transcript as partial. NCBI's taxonomy places the organism in Eukaryota, Metazoa, Chordata, Mammalia, Chiroptera, Vespertilionidae.
UGGGUCCUGCAGCAACUGUCUCUGGGAGGGCACACCCUCGUGCUGGUCCCUGAGGCGCUCUUGGGCUUCGCCAUCCAGCAGGGAUUCUUCUGCGCAUUUGCCCCACAGAUCGCAGUCCCAGAAGAGGCCCACCACCAGGACGAGGACGAGGCCCCGGGGUUCCUGAAUCCCUGGAUGGUCCCUGCAGCCAGCUGGGUCGCUGGAACGGGGUUAGGCACCCACCCGCGGGGCCCCAUCAGACAGCCAUGGCCUUGGGCCCCCAAGCCUAGUCCAGAGAGACGCCAGGCUGGGCCCUGCUUCAACCUGAACUUCAACCUGUGGGAGCGCUUCCCCAGCUCACCGCUCCAAGCUCUACCUCCGGGGCCUGCUCCCAAGGCCCGGAAACGCCUGUUCCAGGGAUGA